Molecule: messenger RNA, 1131 nt
Organism: Lachancea sp. 'fantastica'
Lineage: Eukaryota; Fungi; Ascomycota; Saccharomycetes; Saccharomycetales; Saccharomycetaceae
Source: the annotation of a GenBank genome assembly
AUGGCAGUUCAGAUGAAUCUCCCGCAAAUGCGGUCGAUUUGGAUCGAUGAAGAUCAAGAAGCAGAGAAACUAUACGGGCUUCAGGUCCAGCACUUGAUGGACUCAGAUGGUGAGGACCAAGUAGAUAUGAUGCUAAUUAAUAGCGAUAGACCCGUCUUGAACAACAAAGAACGGAUUGCGCUACCACCUUUGAUGCCCGCUGCGUAUAAGCCCAGUCGUGCGAAAAAGCCAUUGCAAAAAUUAUCGGAGUCGACGAACAGUUCCUCUCAAACUAAGACCAAGACCAAGAAAAGUGGUGGAAAAUUUCUCAAAUUUUUCAGAAGCAAAGAAACGCGCUCCGGUAUACCCAGUGCUAAAAUUUCCGUUCCUUUCAACUUCCAGCACAUCUCUCACGCCGAUCUCAAAAAUGUUUUUGAGGGCGAAGAAGAAACCUUCGAAGAGCCGGUGUCACCGAUCGCUCUAAAUAAAGCAUUCGUCACCAAAAGUCCGGAACCAAUGCACUCUGCACUCGAUAGGAAAAAAUCGUAUGGCUCCAAGAGUCCAUCGCUUCGCCGGGCGUCAUCACUGGCCUCCUCACAAUAUUCAGCCGCCACGGCAAGGAUAGUCUCCACGUCUACCAUGGCCACAUCUGUCAACGACUACUCAUCAUCGCUAAAAAAACUCGAUCAGCUUGAAAAGAUUCACUUGAAGCAUAAAUACAACAAGUCUGAUGCCAGCAGUGUUUCUGUGGAGUUUUUGAAAAAUUACAGUUUCCCAACGGUCCUAGAGGAUGUCUCGCUAACAGAAGUCAAAACUCCAGAAAUGUCCAAAGAUCAAUGCGACAGAUUCACUUGGGAAUCGCCUGAGAACUCUGAAGCCCUGCUGGAGACCAUGCUUCAAACCAAAUCCCCAAUGCUGGGAAACGUGUCGUCACAGCCAAGAAGAAAGUCCGACUCCCAGCUAUUAGUUUCCCCCAUGUGUGAACAGCGUAGUUCUUAUCUAGACACGCCGAAGACAAGGAAAUCAGUUGAUGAUGUUCUACUCUGCUACCACCAGCCCAGUGAGACGAGUUCCGAGGCAUGUUGUUCUACUGAAUUUUCGUUCAGCCCAGGCUCUGGCAAAGGAAACGCUCGCACAUCGUGGGGUCGCUAA